Messenger RNA from Populus euphratica (Euphrates poplar), 860 nucleotides. RefSeq names its product protein YLS3-like. The coding region runs from base 131 to 703 and encodes 190 amino acids. The record is from RefSeq and is a predicted model, not a curated record. The transcript is spliced from 3 exons. NCBI's taxonomy places the organism in Eukaryota, Viridiplantae, Streptophyta, Magnoliopsida, Malpighiales, Salicaceae.
CACACCAGUGUACCAACUACCUUUCGCAUCCUUUAUAUUGACAGAAGUGAUCACAAGCUAAGCAUGAAAAAGAUUAGCUUUUGAGGUGUCUUUUCGUUUCUCUCAAGGUCAAAAACUCCUCCCUCAAAAAAUGGGCUCAGAAGGUCUUGUGACUGCUUCAGCAAUUCCAUACAUCUUGGUGCUGUUAAUGCUAGUUGGUACUGCAAGAUCAGACUUUCAGCAAGAUAGAACAGAGUGUGCAGACCAACUAGUAGGUCUAGCUACAUGUCUUCCAUAUGUUGGUGGUGAUGCUAAGGCACCCACCAUAGAUUGUUGCAGUGGGCUUAAACAAGUGUUGGAUAAGAGCGUGAAAUGUCUCUGUGUCCUCAUUAAAGACCGGGACAACCCUGAUCUUGGUAUCAAGUUCAAUGUUAGUCUUGUUGCUAAACUUCCUAGCUUGUGCCAUGCGCCAGUUAAUGUCACAAAAUGCAUCGAUAUUCUGCACCUGCCUGCUGGCUCACCGGAUGCGAAGGUCUUUGCAGGAUUUGCCAACAUCACCGGAGGAAGUGUUGCUGCCCCAGUUGCCAGUGCGAAUUCAACUGGCAGUAAAUCAAGCGCUGCUGCAGAGAAGAGUGGUGCUGAGAGGCCAGCAAACAGAUGGCUUGUAACAGCAGAGGUUCUGUGUGGAUUAUUACUAUGGACAUUCACAUCUUUUGGUUUCUGAUGAUAGGUAUUCUAUGCGUGGCUAUGAUAAAAUUUUCUCCCUAAAUAUGUUCAUCAAAUAUAUGUAACUCAAUUUAUGGACAGUUUUCUACUAUCUCUGUUGUCUCUUCUGAUCCUUCUGUUUUGGAAGAAAUUAAUUAAUUAACUAAUUCUCUCUA